AUGGCAAUGAACAUCCCGAAAUCGGGGUAUAAUCGCUUCAUGAAGGAAGGAGCACAACACUUCCAAGGAACUGAUGAAGCGGUGCUUCGAAACAUUGAUGCUUGUAUGGAAUUGGCUUCACAGCUGAAGUCUGCUUAUGGACCGAACGGAAUGAACAAAAUGGUCAUUAAUCACAUUGAGAAGCUAUUUGUGACCAAUGAUGCAGCCACCAUUUUGAAAGAGCUGGACAUUCAACAUCCUGCUGCUAAAAUCAUCAUUAUGGCCAGUCAGAUGCAGGAGAAACAAGUCGGAGAUAACACUAACACAGUCGUGAUUCUUGCUGCCGCACUUCUCGAACAUGCCGCUCAGCUUAUUAGCAUGGGUCUCACUCCUCAAGAAGUCGCAUCUGGCUACGAACAAGCUGCUGACAAAGCUUUAGAGAUCCUUCCUAGUCUUGUGAUCAAGGAGGCUUCUGACUUAAGAAAUCUUCCGCUGGUCAAACAAUUCCUACGAUCUGCUAUCACUUCCAAACAAUAUGACAACGAAGAAAUUAUUGCUGAGCUAGUUGCGAAAGCUUGCGUGCAAACUGUACCCAAGAAUAGCUUCAAUUUCAAUGUUGACAAUAUCCGAAUCUGUAAGAUCCUAGGAUCGGGAGUGAAUGCAUCGAUGGUUAUGAAUGGAAUGGUUUUCAAACGUGGAGUGGAAGGUGAAGUGAAACAAGUGAACAAUGCCCGUGUUGCAGUAUUCACAUGCCCAUUCGACUUGACGCAAACAGAAACGAAGGGCACAGUUCUCAUCGAAAAUGCCGAAGAAUUGAUGGGAUUUGCGAAGGGGGAAGAAAGUGAAGUUGAGAGCCAAGUGAAAGGCUUGGCCGAUAACGGAGUUCAGGUUGUUGUUGCUGCUGGAAAGUUUGGAGAUCUCUACCUACAUUUCCUGAACAAGUAUAAAAUUAUGGCCGUUAGGCUUACUUCUAAGUUCGACCUCCGCCGUCUCUGCCGCACUGUCGGAGCUCAAGCCCAAGCGAGAAUUUGUGCUCCUCCUGUUAAUUUGCUCGGCACUUGUGACUCAGUUUGCGUAAAAGAAAUCGGUGAGGAGAAUGUGGUGGUGUUCGAUAACCAGGGAGAAAAGGGGAAGGUAGCCACUAUCAUAAUUCGUGGAUCGUCUCAGUCACGAAUUGACGACGUUGAGAGGGCCGUAGACGAUGCUGUGAACACCUAUAAAGCUCUUACGAAGGAUGCAAAGCUUUUACCCGGGGCUGGUGCUGUGGAGAUUGAAGUGGCGAGACAAAUCGAAUCUUUCGGGGAGAAGUGCGCAGGACUUGAGCAGUAUGCUAUCAAGAAGUUUGCCUAUGCUCUGGAAACACUACCGAAGUGCAUUGCAGAAAACGCUGGGAUGGAUGCCACGGAUAUGCUUACCAAGCUUAAUGCAGCCCAUGAAGCUGGACAACAAAAUGCUGGAAUUGAUAUUUGGAAGCAUGAAGUUAUGGAUGCUGGAGAGAACCACAUUUUUGAUCUUUAUGCUGGGAAAAAGUCUGCCAUCAAACUCGCUACUGAUGCCGCGGCUACAAUUUUGAAAGUGGAUCAGAUUAUUAUUGCAAAACAGGCAACUGGUGGACCGAAACCACGCGGUCCGAAACCCCAAGAUGAGGAUGACGAUGGAAUGGCCUAA
Necator americanus (New World hookworm) is the source of this 1647-nucleotide messenger RNA. RefSeq lists its product as uncharacterized. Gene Ontology annotation, molecular function: ATP hydrolysis activity; ATP binding; ATP-dependent protein folding chaperone. NCBI's taxonomy places the organism in Eukaryota, Metazoa, Nematoda, Chromadorea, Rhabditida, Ancylostomatidae. The record is from RefSeq and is a predicted model, not a curated record. The coding region runs from base 1 to 1647 and encodes 548 amino acids. The transcript is spliced from 17 exons. Gene Ontology annotation, cellular component: chaperonin-containing T-complex. Gene Ontology annotation, biological process: protein folding.